Asparagus officinalis (garden asparagus) is the source of this 1053-nucleotide messenger RNA. RefSeq names its product FAD-dependent urate hydroxylase-like. Lineage: Eukaryota; Viridiplantae; Streptophyta; Magnoliopsida; Asparagales; Asparagaceae. Bases 1 to 1038 code for a protein of 345 amino acids. The record is from RefSeq and is a predicted model, not a curated record. The transcript has 4 exons. Gene Ontology annotation, molecular function: FAD binding.
AUGGGAAAAAAGGCGAGAAAUUUCCCUCCAUUUCUUCCAUCUUAUCGCAUUAAAGAGGAGUGUCUACUGUUAAGGGACGGCGCCUCGUCUGGGGAAGAAGGAGAAGGGCAUGAAGAAGGGCUUCGAUGUGUUAAAAGAAGAGAUCUCAUCGACACCUUGGCUAACAGUCUGCCUGCAGAAUCGAUCAGAUUUGGGUGUCGAGUUGUAGCAAUUGAAACUGAUCCUACUACCUCUUUCCCCAUUGUUCAUGUUGCAGAUGGUCGCAUCCUGAAAACUAAGGUUCUGAUAGGAUGUGAUGGCUCAAACUCGAUCGUAGCGAGAACAUUAGGACUAAAACCCCAAAACCUCCUUCAAACACAAGUGGUACAAGGACUAACAAGUUAUCCAAAUGGACACGGCCUCUCCAAUAGUUUCCUACACGUGUGGGGUGACAAACUCCUCGUAGGAAGGAUUCCAGCGGAUGAGAAGUCAGUUUUCUGGUUUGUAACGCAAGAAUUCAACCCGAAAGAUUUAGAAACCAGAGACGAUCUCAGACUCGUGAGGGAUCGAACAACAGAGGCACUCAGGGAUUACCCUGCACGGGUGAUUGAGAUGGUGAAGCAUUGUGAUAUCAAGACGUUGUCCCUGCACCCUAUCAGGUAUCAUGCUCCAUGGCAUUUGGCUUUCAGCGAUAUUUCAAAAGGGACAAUGACGGUGGCUGGCGACGCUACGCACCAGAUGGAUCCGUCGAUGGCCCAGGGAGGCUGCUCCGCGCUCGAAGAUGCGGUGGUGCUCGCAAGAUGCCUGUCUCGAGAAAUGCCAGUUGGCCUGUCAGGAUGCAGAGCAAGCGACCAAGAGAUGCUGGAGAGAGUUGGAGGGGCGUUGAGAAGAUACGCAAGAGAGAGACGUUGGAGAGUAGUGAUAUUAUCGACCAAAUCCUUUCUCUCGGGGUCACUGCUUUGUGCCUCGUGGCUCAAGAGGUUCAUAUUCUUCGUCAUAUUCUCUAAAAUAUUGGGUGGCAGGUUCAGCCACACGCAGUAUGACUGUGGGCUCCGUUAGAAAUGGAAAAUUUUC